CGCCGUUUGCUCUGCAGAAACCAUGGCCGACGACACCAAGCCCGAUGCGGACACUGUGCAGGUACUGCGGGACAUGGCCAACCGCCUGCGGAUCCAUUCCAUCAGGGCCACGUGUGCCUCCAGCUCCGGCCACCCCACGUCGUGCUGCAGCGCCGCCGAGAUCAUGUCCGUGCUCUUCUUCCACACGAUGAGGUAUAAACCCACAGACCCAGACCACCCCGACAACGACAGGUUCAUCCUCUCCAAGGGCCAUGCAGCUCCAGUCCUCUAUGCCGCCUGGGCAGAGGUGGGCGACAUCAGCGAGUCCGACUUGCUGAACUUGAGGAAAAUUCACUGUGACUUGGAGGGACAUCCCACCCCACGACUGUCGUUUGUUGAUGUGGCAACAGGAUCUCUUGGGCAAGGACUAGGUGCUGCGUGUGGAAUGGCUUAUACUGGCAAGUACUUUGACAAGGCCAGUUACCGGGUGUUCUGCCUUAUGGGAGAUGGGGAAUCCUCGGAAGGGUCCGUCUGGGAGGCUUUGGCCUUUGCUUCCCACUACAAUUUGGACAAUCUCGUAGCAGUGUUCGACGUGAACCGCUUGGGACAAAGUGGCGUUGCACCCCUUGAGCACUGCACCGACAUCUAUCAGAAUCGCUGUGAAGCCUUUGGGUGGAAUACUUACUUAGUGGAUGGCCAUGAUGUGGAAGCGUUGUGCCAAGCAUUUUGUCAAGCAGCUCAAAUGAAGAACAAGCCCACUGCCAUCAUUGCAAAGACCUUCAAGAGCCGGGGUAUUCCAAACGUUGAGGACGCGGACAGUUGGCAUGGAAAGCCUGUGCCAAAAGAAAGAGCAGAUGCAAUCGUCGAAUUAAUUGAGAGUCAGAUACAGACCAACAAGAAUCUUAUGCCGAAACCCCCUGUUGAAGACUCACCUCAGAUCAGCAUCAGGAAUAUAAAAAUGACCCGUCUGCCUGAUUAUAAAGUUGGUGACAAGAUAACUACUCAAAAAGCAUGUGGUUUGGCUUUGGCUAAACUGAGCCAUGAAAAUAAAAGAGUUAUUGUCCUGGAUGGUGACACAAAGAACUCCACCUUUUCUGAGAUAUUCAAGAAAGAACAUCCUGAGCGUUUUAUUGAGUGUUUUAUUGCUGAGCAAAACAUGGUAAGCGUGGCAUUAGGCUGUGCCGCACGUGGUCGAACCAUUGCUUUUGUUAGUACCUUUGCUGCCUUUCUGACCCGAGCAUUUGAUCAGAUCCGAAUGGGAGGCAUAUCACAAGCCAAUAUCAAUCUUAUUGGUUCCCACUGCGGGGUGUCCAUUGGUGAAGAUGGACCCUCGCAGAUGGCCCUGGAGGACCUAGCCAUGUUCCGAAGCAUUCCCAAUUGCACUGUUUUCUAUCCAAGUGAUGCCAUCUCGACAGAGCAUGCUGUUUAUCUGGCUGCGAAUACCAAAGGGAUGUGCUUCAUUCGGAUCAGCCGACCAGAAACUGAAGUUAUUUAUACUCCCCAAGAAAAUUUUGAGAUUGGACAGGCCAAGGUCAUCCGCCACAGUGAUAAUGACAAAAUCACAGUUAUUGGAGCUGGAGUCACUCUGCAUGAAGCCUUAGCAGCUGCUGACCAUCUUUCUCAACAAGGUAUUGCUGUUCGUGUCAUUGACCCAUUUACCAUUAAACCUCUGGAUGCUGCCACCAUCAUCUCCAGCGCAAAAGCUACAGGCGGCCAGGUUAUCACAGUGGAGGAUCACUACCAAGAAGGUGGCAUUGGAGAAGCUGUCUGUGCAGCUGUCUCCAGGGAGCCUGACAUCCUUGUUCAUCAGCUGGCAGUGUCAGGAGUCCCUCGAAGUGGGAAACCUAGCGAAUUGCUGGAUAUGUUUGGAAUCAGUGCCAGACACAUCAUAGAGGCCGUGAAAUAUACUUUAAAGAAUUAAAAUGGCUGAUUUCUUAAAAAGUCAGUCUGUUGGUU
Molecule: messenger RNA, 1935 nt
Organism: Rhinolophus ferrumequinum (greater horseshoe bat)
Lineage: Eukaryota; Metazoa; Chordata; Mammalia; Chiroptera; Rhinolophidae
Gene: TKTL2
Product: transketolase like 2
Exons: 1
Coding region: 23-1900 (625 amino acids)
Molecular function (GO): thiamine pyrophosphate binding; transketolase activity
Source: RefSeq, a predicted model, not a curated record